This is a messenger RNA of Mytilus trossulus (common blue mussel), 1992 nucleotides long. RefSeq lists its product as uncharacterized. Bases 1 to 1983 code for a protein of 660 amino acids. The record is from RefSeq and is a predicted model, not a curated record. Lineage: Eukaryota; Metazoa; Mollusca; Bivalvia; Mytilida; Mytilidae. Gene Ontology annotation, molecular function: oxidoreductase activity, acting on CH-OH group of donors; flavin adenine dinucleotide binding. The transcript is spliced from 12 exons.
AUGCUUCCUAGAUUUGUUUUAUGUCACUACCCUGGGGAAGAUUUUAUCAGCGUAUUAGGAGAUCAAGAGCCUUAUAUCAAAAUGGGUUUGAUGCCAGCCUUAAUAUUAGCCAUGCAGUUAGUAUUUACUGGGUAUAUCAAAAGAUUCAAAGUAGACACAAUAUUUGAAAAGCCGCUUACUGGUGUCUAUGAUUAUAUCAUUGUUGGCGGUGGCACAGCAGGGUCAGUUCUCGCAACGAGGUUGAGUGAGGAUCCAGUUACAGUAUUAGUAUUAGAGGCCGGAGGUUCAGACUUGGAAAAUAAAUAUGUUGAUAUACCACUGAUGUCGACACACCUUCAAUUCUCAGAGCAAGACUGGCAAUACUUCACUGUCAAACAAGAGAGUGCAGGAUAUGCUCUAGAUGGAAGGCGGAACUAUUGGCCGGCUGGUAAAGCCCUCGGAGGAACAAGCAUUCUACAUCACAUGACACAUGUCCGUGGAAGUCCGUCAGACUACGAUAGAUGGGAAGCAGAAGGUUGUACAGGUUGGAGUUAUAGGGAUGUUCUUCCUUACUUCAUGAAAUCGGAAGAUGUACAGAUACCUGAACUUAAAAAGGAAGUGUAUCGAUCUGUUGGUGGUCCAAUGACAGUUUCCAUCGAGCCUGGCAAUCCAGCGACUGAGAUUUUCAAAAACGCGGCAGGUGAACUUGGUUUCCAGACCCAUGACUGCAAUAGUCCUGACAUGAUAGGACACUGUCCAGUUCAAAAUGAUAUUAAAAAUUCAGAAAGAUGCAGUACUGCUAAAUGUUACCUCAGGCCAGUAUUGGGAAGAUCAAAUCUUCAAGUCAGUCUACAAAGUCAUGUUACAAAGGUCGUCAUUCAUGAAGGAAAAGCUGUUGGGGUUGAAUACAUGAAACAUAGUCGUCGGAUGUUGAUAAUGGCGCGAAAAGAAGUCAUUGUGUCAGCAGGGGUUGUAAGAUCUCCCCAAAUCUUGAUGCUGUCUGGUAUUGGACCCAAAGAACAUCUUGAAAAGUUUAAAAUACCGUUUCAUGCCGAUCUGCCUGUUGGAAAUAAUCUUCAGGAUCAUUUACUGUUUUUCAUGUCUUACAGAGUUAAUGCAAAUUGGACCAUAAAUACACACAAACUAUCAGAUCCGGGAGAGUUCCUUAAGUAUAUAAUAGACAAAAAAGGUGUGUAUACAGAAACAGGCAUCAACGCUGUUUUAUUUGCUAAUCUUGAGCAAGAGGAUGUUAUGAGUGGUUCCCCCGAUACAGAGAUAUAUUUCUCAAACAUUGCAACUGAUGCUGAAACUUUACAAAGUGGAUGGAAGCAAAAUUUAAAAGACAAGGUGCUUGAUCACAUGGUUUCGAAUGCUACAUCAGAAGGGAUUAGUAUCAUGCCAAGUUAUUUGCAUCCAAAAAGUAGAGGAACGGUACGUCUGAACAGCACAGAUCCAUUUGAGCAUCCAUUGAUAGAUCCAAAGUACCUUUCACAUCCAGAUGAUAUAGCUGGUUUUAUCAGAGGUGUCAGAUUAAUACAGACUCUUGUGCUAACUGAACCUAUGCAAAGUAUUGGCGCAGAGUUGAUAAGACGGGAUUAUCCUGGACUUUGCGAUGACAUACCAUUCGACAGUGAUUCAUAUUGGGCAUGUUAUGUUCGCUCAUUUGCUACAACGGCAUUUCACCCAGUAGGAACUUGCAGAAUGGGUGACAUAAACGAUGAGUCAUCGGUAGUGGAUUCAUUACUGAGGGUUAAGGGUAUACAAGGAUUACGAGUUGUUGAUGCAUCUGUGAUGAGAAAUUUGAUAUCUGGAGAGACCAAUACCCCAACAAUAAUGAUAGCCGAGAAAGCUGCAGAUCUUAUCAGGGGGAAAGAUACGGUGUUGGACAUACGAAACAAACUAAAUACAAAGUUUUUCACUCAACUUGAAGACAUUGAAACUUCCAAUAUAUCUGCAUGGUCAUCCCAACUAAUACAAAAGCUAUUGUCAACGAACUUAAUAUGAUAAGAUGUA